AUGGUGGCAACUUCUCGGCUCUACAUCCCCAAGGCACUUGGUGGGGGUUCAUGCAAAGCUAUCCGCCUAUCCUCGAUUCGAUUUGGUCAGCAUCUGAUACCAAAGAGUUUCCCAACCCGGCGCACGUCAACGAGCUUGUGUGCGAAACAGAACGUCCGGAAGCAGAUUGAGGAUAAUCCGGACAAGGGCUGUGCCAUUACGGUCUACUUUUUUGGCCUCGCCAUGUGGACUCUGAUGAAACUUGCCCAUGACUGGGCUUUGCUGGCAGAUGUAGCAGAAGACUUUACACUAGUGAUCGGGGUGCUUUCAUGGGCUUUUCAGUUGCUGGCAUCCUUUGCAGCCUUAUACUGGGCAGCUGCUGUGACCGACGUCUUUGUCUCCAGAGUGCCUGAAGGUAAUGGUGCUUGCUAUUACCAACUGCAGCCUUUCGCAACUUUGACGGCCUUGGGUGCGGCGCUUUUGCUGCUAUACUUUAGUCAUGUGAAGAUGAACAACUUGGUCCUAUCCCUUGUGAACUACUAUUGCAACAUAUUCAACAUGCCAUACGGGGCAGUUAAGGGCAUAGCUGCGUCGCAGCCUUUGCUGACCAAAGGAUUGCAUGGAGAUUCCGAUGUUCUACCUUCGCCAUAUCAGCAGCUUGAAUUUCGAAACCGGAAGCGGCUGUGCAUUUUCGCCAGAAGUAUUUUUUUUUUGUUUUGGUUGUUGUUGUUUGGGCUAACUCUUCCGUUCGACUUCUUUGGGAACCUCUUCCUGCGAGUGACAGAACUGGCUGUCAGCCAAGCUUGGUCUUUGGCCCCCGUGGUGUUCCUCAAACUUGCCACUCUGCUGGCAGCUGCUGCGACUCCGGUCAUUGGUGGCGCUUUGGCAGCUUCUAUGCUCGUUACUGUGAUAAAGGAGGCUCUUGAAGACUGGCGCAGUCUUCGGGCCAUUGACAAGCUCACAGUAUCUGCUCAACUUCUCCUUUCUACUGCAUUGCUUCUGUUGGCGUUGAGCACCUCUGGCGCUGCGGAGGGUUUGAAGGCAGGCCCGCAGUACUGGGCAAAGGCCCGGCAGAUGGCCAAAAGCGCCGGCAAAGGCGCUGCGGAGCGUUUGAGGGCAGGCUACAACUUUUUCUCGGGUUUGGCUGAUGGAUUCAAGGACCGGGACAUUUUGGAGCCAGAUCUCAAUAACAGCAACCUCAGCAAUGGAACCUGGAGUUUGGCAGUGGAGAUGAUGGACAAAGCCGAGAACAUGUCCGCAAUGGCAAAUAUGACGGAGUGGAACGGUUCUUUGCUGAACAUGGAGACUGAAGAAAGUGUGGAGAAAGUGGAGAAUGUGGAGAAAGUGGAGAAAGUGGAGAAAGUGGCAAUGACACGAUGAAUGAGAUUGACAAUGAAUCCUCAAUGCAUGGCCAUGGCGCCCAUGCCGGAACGGGCAACAUGGGCUUUGGAGCACUUGGAUCAGUAUGACAACGAGUCUGUCAAUGACUCUGAGAACGACCCUGCCAAGUGUCACCGGCAAGUUUUCACUCCAAAGGCAAAGAACAUCUUCAAACUGAUUGUUCCAGCCAUAGAAUGAGUCCUGUACUGUUAUAGCAUGUCAUGAUAUGGCAUUUCUGUUACUCAUGUUUCUAGAUGAUAGAGUCUUUUCCAUGUCCUUCUGAGUGUAGUGAACAGCUUUGCUGGUCCUUGGUGCUGAUUGUCUGAUUGUAGAAUGUCAUUCCGAGAGGCUAAGUCGGCUAAGUUCACCCAUUCGAAGUGGGAAGUGGGGUCUGGCAAGUAGUGGCUGCAGUAGGGUGUUCGAAUCUCGGAGUGUGGGUGAGGGACAGGGGUGGCGUAGGACUAUUCGAUUCCUUGGCCUGUGCUGCGGAGGCAGUCUUUCUGUUUUUUUUUGUGUGUUUGUUCCACGGAAAUUUCUUUCGAUCUAAGGCCGGCUUUACUUUCCUUCCUUCCCAGGUGUGAUUUCUAUUAGACUAUAAUUCAUGACGCCUCUUCCCAAUUCUUCAGGUCCUGACAAAUGUCAUGACGGAUUGUCAUGUCGGUCCGACAUACCAAGAGUGUUGUUGCAUCUGUGAAACCCAGAUUUAAGCCAGAUGCCAUGCAUGCCACUGGUGAAUUCUUCUUUCGUUGCUAGAGAUACUAGGGUCCCAUUGCAAAGAUUGCUGAUUUGUUUUUCCGUUGGGGUCACGGAAGUACCCUAGGGAUUUCAAGAAAAGUGCCGGUGCGGCAGCGCGGCGCCGACAAACGCUUUUGACACUCUUGCAGCGACAGACGACAGACCGGCGCAUUUGGAGCAUUCGCACAAGGACGCAAGUGUCUGGAACAGCCGAUUGGUGGCCUAAUUAGUUCUUCACUGGAUGUUAACAUCCAAAGGAAUCCAAAGUAUCUUUGACACAAUGCAAUCCUGCAUCCCUGCAAUGCUUGAAUUUUGGCACCAGGA
Messenger RNA from Cladocopium goreaui, 2418 nucleotides. The record is from the annotation of a GenBank genome assembly. NCBI's taxonomy places the organism in Eukaryota, Dinophyceae, Suessiales, Symbiodiniaceae.